GUGAUGUUUUUAUCAGAUGUUUGGACUCUUAUUCUGACGGCACCCAUUCACAUCCAUUGCUCGUCUCAAACGUGCUCUGAUGGAGUCAGACUGUGAUUCACAGAGGUUGUGUGAUCGCUGGGGACGGUGUGAGGUGAUGAAGAGGCCGCGUGUCGUCCUCAGCGCUCAGGAGAGAGAAGCACUGAUAGCGGUGUAUCAGACAGAGCCGUAUCCGUCUCCACACACCAUCGAGAGACUCGCAACACAGCUAGACCUGCACUCCAGCACCGUCAGCAACUGGUUCUACAACUACAGGUCUAGAAUUAGAAGAGAUGGUUUUUCAGAACCAGUACAAACCAGAUUAUUUCAGAAUCCAGUCGGUUCUGGUCCGGUUUCAGCCGGUUCAUUUCGAAUCAAACAGGAGCCCAGUGAAGGAGAGAUGGACGCAGAUCUGCAGAGAGAAGAGCACAAUCACGUCUCUGUCGGCGUACAGUCCGUCUUGAGCCUGAAGAGCGAAAGAUGAAGAUCUUUCUGAGCUGUGAGGUCACUGAGGACUUUAUCUGAACAACAGUGUUGAAAAAUCUCAGGAACAUCACAAGAUCUUCUCCCUGCUUGAGCUCUAAAUUUGACCAUUACAUAAUGUCAGUCUUUUUUUUUCAGAU
This is a messenger RNA of Carassius auratus (goldfish), 641 nucleotides long. Its product is annotated as homeobox protein cut-like 1. The transcript has 3 exons. Gene Ontology annotation, cellular component: nucleus. Lineage: Eukaryota; Metazoa; Chordata; Actinopteri; Cypriniformes; Cyprinidae. Gene Ontology annotation, molecular function: DNA-binding transcription factor activity, RNA polymerase II-specific; RNA polymerase II transcription regulatory region sequence-specific DNA binding. The coding region runs from base 80 to 502 and encodes 140 amino acids. Gene Ontology annotation, biological process: regulation of transcription by RNA polymerase II. The record is from RefSeq and is a predicted model, not a curated record.